GCAUCUUCUGCAUCAACUCAGAGAUAUCAGCGAUGGCGAUGGCGAUGGCGAUGGAGCAGGGGCCGCAGCAGAGCGUGGAGCAGUUCAAGGGACAGGCUAGGCUUCCUAAGUUUGCCGUUCCGAGGCGCUACGACCUCUCAUUCAAGCCCGACCUCUCCGCCUGCACCUUCACGGGUGCCGUCCAGAUCACCAUCGAUGUCAUUGAUCCUACCCAUUUCCUGGUUCUCAAUUCGGCGGAGCUCGCUGUCCGAGAUGGCUCCGUAUCGUUCAAGAGCCAUUAUUUCGAUAAGGAGCUCCGGCCAUCAGAGAUCGUCUUGGUGGAAGGGGAUGAGAUCUUGGUGCUUAAGUUUGAUGAGGUUCUUCCGAUUGGAACUGGUGUUCUGGCCAUUGGUUUUGAAGGAACGCUUACUGAUCGGAUGAAGGGGUUUUAUAGGAGUGUUUAUGAGCACAAUGGGGAGAAGAAGAACAUGGCAGUUACUCAAUUUGAACCGGCGGAUGCGCGCCGGUGCUUUCCUUGCUGGGAUGAACCUGCAUGCAAGGCUACAUUUAAGAUAACUUUGGAAGUGCCCUCUGAGUUAGUAGCCCUGUCCAAUAUGCCAGUUAUCGAUGAGAAAAUUGAUGGAUCUUUGAAGAUGCUAUCUUUCCAAGAAUCUCCAAUUAUGUCAACAUAUUUGGUGGCUAUUGUGAUUGGCCUGUUUGAUUAUGUAGAAGGCUCAACAACUGAUGGGAUCAAAGUGCGAGUUUACUGUCAAGUUGGGAAGAGCAAUCAAGGGAAAUUUGCUUUAGAUGUUGCUGUGAAGACGUUGGAUGUUUACAAGAAAUAUUUCAAUGAGCCAUACCCUCUUCCAAAGUUGGAUAUGGUUGCUAUUCCUGACUUUGCUGCGGGUGCUAUGGAAAACUAUGGUUUGGUUACUUAUCGAGAAUCAGCUCUCCUAUAUGAUGAGCAUCACUCAGCAGCUGCCAAUAAGCAACGGGUAGCAACUGUGGUAGCACAUGAACUGGCACACCAGUGGUUUGGAAAUCUUGUGACAAUGGAAUGGUGGACUCACUUGUGGCUCAAUGAGGGGUUUGCAACUUGGGUGAGCUAUCUAUCUGCCGAUUCAUUAUUUCCUGAGUGGAAAAUUUGGACUCAGUUUCUUGAUGAGACAACUGGAGGUCUUAGAUUGGAUGCACUUGCUGAAUCUCAUCCUAUUGAGGUUGACAUAAAUCACGCCAAUGAGAUUGAUGAAAUUUUUGACGCCAUAAGCUACAUGAAGGGAGCCUCGGUUAUUCGAAUGCUGCAAAGUUAUCUUGGUGCAAAUGUUUUCCAGAAAUCAUUGGCAUUGUACAUAAAAAGAUUUGCAUGGUCAAACGCAAAGACUGAAGACUUAUGGGCUGCUCUUGAAGAGAUAUCGGGUGAACCUGUCAACUUGAUAAUGAACUCAUGGACGAAGCAGAAAGGAUAUCCUGUUGUUUCUGUAAAAGUUAGUGCCGACAGUCUGGAAUUUGAGCAGUCACAGUUUCUGUCAAGUGGAUUAACUGGCGAUGGACAGUGGAUGGUUCCUAUAACUAUUUGUUUUGGAUCGUAUGAUGCUCAGAAAAAAUUUCUAUUGAAAACAAAAAUCAAGAAGUUGGACAAGUUGGACUUUUCAGAUGCUUCGGAUAUUAGUCAUACCUUAGUGGAACAGGGAGGCCAAAGGAAAGGUGGCCAAUCUUGGAUCAAAGUCAACAUUGAGCAAACUGGUUUCUAUAGGGUGCAAUAUGAUGAUCAGCUGACUGCUGGACUUAGAUAUGCCAUAGAGGCAAAACAACUCUCUGAAACUGACAGAUUUGGUAUUUUGGAUGAUUCUUUUGCCUUGUGCAUGGCUUGCAAGCAGACAACAUCUUCCCUCAUUUCUUUGAUGUCUGCUUAUAGAGAAGAGCUCAGUUAUACAGUGGUUUCACAAAUGAUCUCGAUGAGUUACAAGCUUGCAAAUAUGAUAGCUGAGGCCACUCCAGAAUUAUUAAAUGAAACCAAACUGUUCUUAAUAAAUCUUCUCCAGUUUUCAGCAGAGAAGUUGGGCUGGGACCCCAAGGAAGGUGAGAGCCACUUAGAUGCCAUGCUUCGAGGGGAGAUAUUGACCGCUCUUGCUGAACUUGGGCAUGAAAGCACUCUACAUGAGGCAGUGAGGCGUUUUACUGCCUUCUUAGAUGAUAGAAAUACCCCACUCCUGCCUCCGGAUAUAAGAAGGCCUGCAUAUAUUGCUGUGAUGCAAACAGUCACUGCUACCAAUAAGUCAGGAUAUGAUUCUCUGCUGAGGGUUUACAAGGAGACAGACUUAAGCCAGGAGAAAGUGCGUAUUCUAGGUUGCUUGUCUUCUUGCCCUGACGCCGCUGUUGUUCUUGAUGUUCUGAAUUUCAUCUUGACACCUGCGGUUCGGAGUCAGGAUGUGGUGUAUGGACUCGGAGGAAUUAGUAGGAAAGGACGGGAAACCGCAUGGAUUUGGCUAAAGGAAAACUGGGAGUUCAUCUCAAAGACAUGGGGUUCUGGUUUUCUAAUCACUCGUUUUGUCAGUUCUAUCGUAUCACCGUUUUCAUCUGAUGAGAAAGCCAAGGAAAUUGAAGCAUUCUUUUCGACAAGAAUCAAACCUUCAAUAUCCCGAACACUGAAACAAAGCCUGGAGCGUGUCGGGAACAAUGCGAGAUGGAUCAAUUACAUUAAGAAUGACAAGGAACUCGGAGAAGUUGUGCGAGAGUUGGCAUACAGGAAGUAUUAGAUGCUAGGUUUCCAUCUCUAUUUAAUGCUAGUAGGGUAAAAUGAGAACAAAAAAAACACUCCUUUAUGAUUUGUCUUGAGAGGUUUUCUUCAAGAAUAAAUUGGACAUUACCUAUCUGCAUUUUCGGUAUUUUUGUUGGUUCUUUACCAAGCUUUUUAAGUUGUCUCUGUGAAUUUCAAUAACCACCUUAUACUCUCAGUAAUUUUAUAGUGUUUUUUUUUUU
Messenger RNA from Dioscorea cayenensis subsp. rotundata (Guinea yam), 2958 nucleotides. Its product is annotated as aminopeptidase M1-like. Gene Ontology annotation, molecular function: zinc ion binding; metalloaminopeptidase activity; peptide binding. The record is from RefSeq and is a predicted model, not a curated record. Gene Ontology annotation, cellular component: cytoplasm. NCBI's taxonomy places the organism in Eukaryota, Viridiplantae, Streptophyta, Magnoliopsida, Dioscoreales, Dioscoreaceae. Gene Ontology annotation, biological process: peptide catabolic process; proteolysis.